This is a messenger RNA of Psylliodes chrysocephalus, 16182 nucleotides long. The record is from the annotation of a GenBank genome assembly. Lineage: Eukaryota; Metazoa; Arthropoda; Insecta; Coleoptera; Chrysomelidae.
GUCGAGAGUGUAAGGUGCAUUCGUACAACAGUUUUGAAAUAAUGCGUUUUUUUGAAAAAACUAGCAAGUUUUGUGACUGAAAUAAAGUUGUGAAUAUGUUUUGUUAAUGAUUUUACUGUACAGUUUUGUGUAUGAAAAUCUAUUAUACCCGGGUAUUAAGUGUCAAUGCACUUUUGUGUGAAAGUACACUAGCUUUUAUAGCCUAGAUUACAAUGAAGCCACCUAUACAGUAAACCCAAUCAACAUAUCUAAACUAACAUGGUCUACUUUACAAAAAAUGACCAAAAGAUACUCUCUCAUGCCUGAGAGUACUAAAUACUUCCUCUGCCAAUUUUUAUUAUUUUCCUUUAUUUUUCAAAUUGCCACAACCUAUCUUUUGCUCCUAGAAGAUACUACUAUACCAGGACAUGUGAUCUUUAAUGCUAGUAUCUACCGUUUGGGAUCGGAUAGGUCAUACAAGUUAAAUGAAAGGAGAUCCGCUCCGUUUGUUUAUUCAUUAGUCCAAGUUCAUCCCAAAACAGGCCAAAUUUUUCUAUUGCAAAAAUUGGAUUGCGACGGAAUUUAUUAUCCGAAUUUUUUUACCAUACAUAUUGAUUCAACUUCUAAUAGACUGAAAGACAUUGAUUAUUAUAGUUUACCAUUAAGGAUAUUUAUAGUUGGAAGGCAAUGCACUGAUCACAGAGAGGAGGAGUAUUUUGAUGAGGCGACUAGAGAUAGAAGAAGUUUAGAAUCUCUAGAAAUCCUUAAGAAACAGAAACGAAGUUUAACUACCAGUCAUUUACUUCCCUAUCCCAAUCCAUAUUCUCAUUUAAAUCCUUCCAUCAAAGAAAAAAUCAACGAGGCUCGACAAUGGGUAUCGGAGACAUACGCUUCUUUUGCUAUACCAACCGGAGGAAAAUGGCAAAAGAUCUGCCUAAGGCAGAGCCAGUACAUAAACUCCAUUACAGCUUUUCUUCCCAGUACUAUCAGUACUUAUUGUACAGUACAGUUCCACUAUGUUAACGAUGACAGAUUUGAAAUCGAGAGGAGUCAAGGCGAUUUGGUUGCUAGUAGGGAUGUGUGUAUUGUGGAGCCCUUAUGGAAGGUAACAAUUUUAUUCUCAGCAAUAUGCCAAAACAUAUCAGUUCUAAACUCGGAACAUCGACUGAAAAUAGUAUACCACCAUCAACAAUUCAACGAUACCGAUAUAGCCAAAAGAGUACGAAGAGAACUACGAAAUCAAUCGCCAUUUUUCGAACAACAUUUAUACGUCGCUAGUGUCUUAGAAGAAUGCGAUCCUCCUGUAAUUGUAACAACUGUUAAAGCUAGAGACCCUGAGAAUAGUCCUAUUACUUAUUCCAUGACCAGCCUACUAGAUUCCAGGACUCAAGCUAUGUUUGAUAUAGAUCAAAAAACGGGAGUUGUAGCCACUAAAGUACAAUUAGAUCGGGAGUUAGUAGACGUUCAUUAUUUUCGAGUGACAGCUAUGGAUGACAGCUUCCCACCAAGAUCUGGGACUACCAUGUUACAAAUCAACGUUCUCGAUGGCAAUGAUCAUUCUCCCUCUUUUGAAAUGAUAGAAUAUGACGCUAGUAUAAGAGAAAGUGUUAAUGUUGGAACUACUGUUAUAACUUUAAAAGCUACUGAUCAAGAUAUAGGCAAAAAUGCAGAAGUUGAGUACUCCAUUAAAUCAAUAAGUGGAGGAGGAAAUUCACCUGAAGGGGAUGACAACAACGCAUUUAAAAUCGAUUCUAAAACAGGCGUCAUAACUACUAGAACACUGUUAGAUCGAGAAACCACAGAAGUUUAUACUUUAAUUAUUCAAGCAUCAGAUUUGGCAUCACCGCAAAGCGCUAGAAGAACUUCAACUGCAAGUGUUGUUAUACACAUUUUGGACGACAAUGAUAAUUACCCUCAGUUUUCAGAAAGGACAUACACAGUGUCGUUGAAUGAAGAUAUUAAUUAUAAUGAUAAUCCUGUUAUAGCACAUAUCAAAGCUGCUGAUGCAGAUCAAGGAGCAAACGCUGCAAUAAGGUAUGCAAUAAUAAGUGGAAAUACUCAAUCUCAGUUCGCCAUAGACAGUUUAACAGGUGACGUAGCCCUUGUCAAGCCUCUGGACUACGAAACAAUCCGUAACUACCGAUUGGUCAUAAGGGCACAAGAUGGUGGAAGUCCUGCUAGAUCCAACACCACUCAACUAUUAAUAAAUGUUAAAGAUAUCAACGACAAUACGCCUAGGUUUUAUACUUCACUCUUUCAAGAAAGUGUCUUAGAAAACGUUCCUGUAGGUUAUAGUAUUGUUAAGGUACAGGCCUAUGAUGCUGAUGAAGGCCUUAACGCUGAUAUUAAGUAUACGAUUUCAAGUAGGGACGCUACAGGUGGCAGUACAGAAGACUUGCCUUUAGCCGUUGAUUCUCAUUCAGGAUGGAUUUAUACGACCAGAGAUUUGGAUAGAGAACAUCAACCUAAAUACAUGUUUCAAGUUAUAGCCACAGAUCAGGGUGUACCACCACUAUCAGCAAGUGCUAGUGUGAUUAUUGCAGUACAAGAUGUAAAUGACAAUGAUCCCGUUUUUGAACCAAAGAUUUAUGAAUCUGUAAUUGCAGAAGAUGAUCCACCAGGUACACCUGUAGCUACAGUUACCGCAACAGAUCCAGAUGAAGAUAGCAGACUACACUAUGAAAUAACAAAUGGUAACACCCGAGGAAGAUACGCUAUAACCUCACAAAAUGGCCGCGGUCUAAUCACAAUAGCACAACCUCUGGACUAUAAACAAGAAAAACGAUACAUCCUUACAAUUACAGCUUCAGAUUCUGGUGGACGCACUGAUACAGCAACAGUUUAUGUUAAUAUAACUGACGCUAAUAAUUAUGCACCGGUUUUUGAAAAUGCGCCAUAUUCAGCUAGUGUAUUCGAAGAUGUAGUAGUUGGUACUACUGUUUUAGUAGUUUCAGCUACCGAUAACGAUGUUGGCCUAAAUGCUCAAAUAUCUUAUUUCUUAGGGGACGAACUUAACGAUGUAGGAAAAGAUCCCUCCUUCUCGAUAAACCGACAAACUGGAGCAAUUGUCACCACUAAGCCGUUAGAUAGAGAAACCAAUUCCGGAUAUUUAUUGACAGUUACAGCAAAAGAUGGUGGUUCUCCUCCUUUAUCAGACACAACAGAUGUAGAAAUUACAGUUACAGAUGUCAAUGAUAAUUAUCCAGUGUUCAAACAAGUUGCUUAUUCGGGAAGUGUGCCUGAAGACGCCUUAGUAGGCACUUCGGUAGUACAAGUAACUGCUACCGAUGCAGAUGUAGGGCUAAAUGGAAAAAUACAUUAUUCUCUAAGUGAGAAAGACCAAGAAGACGGUUCAUUUGUUAUAGAUCCUACCAGUGGCGUUAUUAGAACAAACAAAGGUUUAGACAGAGAGUCGGUGGCUCUUUACGAAUUGGAAGCUUACGCUAUAGAUAAGGGAUCCCCAACACUUAGCAGCUCUGUACCAGUUACUAUCAGAAUAGAUGAUGUAAAUGAUUCUCCUCCAGCUUUUGAUUCAGAUAAAAUUGUUUUAUAUAUUCCCGAGAACAGUCCUAUAGGAUCUACUGUGGGAGACAUUUUUGCUAAAGAUCCAGAUGAAGGCGUAAAUGCUAUAGUACAAUACUCAAUCAUAGGAGGUGAAGAUGCCCAAAGUUUUUCAUUAAUAACUAGACCAGGAUCUGAAAAAGCUGAACUUUUAACAAUGAUAGAGCUUGAUUAUGAAAGUGCUAAGAAGAAAUACGAUUUAAUAAUUAGAGCAGCUAGUCCACCUUUAAGAAGUGAUGCUCAUGUUGAAAUUGUGGUUACAGAUGUCAACGAUAAUGCUCCUGUUCUCAAAGAUUUUCAAGUUGUGUUUAACAAUUUUAGGGACUUUUUUCCUACAGGAUCUAUAGGAAGAAUACCAGCUUACGAUGCAGAUGUUUCUGAUAAGUUACAUUACAGGAUUUUGUCUGGUAAUAACGCAAAUUUAGUAGCACUCAAUGAAAGUACAGGGCAGCUGCAAUUAUCACCGCAACUAAACACUAAUGUACCUAAAAUAGCUUCAAUGGAAGUAUCUGUAUCUGAUGGCAUAAAUGUAGUAAAGAAAGUUAUGUCUCUUACUGUCAGACUUAUAACGGAAGAAAUGCUGCUUAACUCGAUAACUGUUAGAUUGAAUCAAAUGACUAAAGAAGCAUUCCUUUCUCCGCUUUUAGGAUAUUUUACUGAUGGUCUGGCAGCAAUAAUCCCUUGUCCAAAAGAAAAUAUUUUCAUCUUCAGUGUUCAAGAUGAUACAGAUGUAACAUCGAAGAUCCUUAAUGUGAGCUUUUCGGUACGAAGGCCGGAUAUACCCCGAGAAGACUAUUAUAGUCCACAAUUUCUCCAAGAAAAAGUUUACCUUAACAGAGGUAUUCUGGCAAGAUUAGCCACAGUUCAAAUUUUACCAUUUGAUGACAAUUUAUGCGUUAGAGAACCUUGUUUAAAUUACGAAGAAUGUUUGACAAUUUUAAAAUUCGGUAAUGCUUCUGGUUUCAUUUCAAGUGAUACAGUGUUGUUUAGACCAAUUUACCCAGUAACUACUUUCACUUGCCAGUGUUCAAAAGGUUUUACAGGAUCCAAAGAGCAUUAUUUGUGUGAUACUGAGGUUAAUCUUUGUUAUUCGUCACCCUGUAAAAAUAAUGGCACCUGUAAAAUCAGAGAAGGAGGAUAUACUUGUGUUUGUCCUUUAGAAUUUUCUGGAGAUAAUUGUGAAACCAAACUGGACAGUAAUAAAUGCAAACCUGUUUCAUGUUUAAAAGAUAAAACAUGCAGUCCUAAACCUGGAAGAUCUAACUUUAUCUGCGAAGAUUGCAAUAUCAUAGCAGAAUUGGAACAUUAUACCCCACUAUGUCAGCUAAAAAGUCGUAGUUUCACUAGAACAUCGUUUCUGACUUUUCCCAGUUUGAAACAGAGACACCGGUUACAUUUGAGUUUGAAAUUUGCCACACAGCAGCCAAAUGGACUCUUAUUAUACAAUGGAAGAUACAACGAACAACAUGAUUUUGUAGCAUUAGAGAUUAUACGUGGUACUGUUCAAUUUGCUUUCUCUUUAGGCAGCCAAGUUACUAAGGUUUCAGCUUCAAUACCAGGCAGUGUAUCUGAUGGUAAAUGGCAUACGGUUCAUGUCACAUACUUUAAUAAAACAGCUACAAUAUCUCUAGAUGAUUGUGAUAUAGCCAUAGCCUUAAAACAUGGAUUAGAUUUAGGAGGUAAAUGGAAUUGCGCUGGAUAUGUUGAACAUCAGCUAGAACCACGCUGUGCAUCUUUAACAGAAACCUGCCACAGAUUUUUAGAUUUAACCGGACCUUUACAACUUGGUGGUGUACCAGCAGAAUCAACAGUUUUUCAGAUACAACAGUUUCACUAUGAGGGUUGCAUAUCUGAUCUAGAAAUUGAUUAUAAGUUCGUAGAUUUGAACUCUUUUAUGACUGAUAAUGGCACAACGCCGGGCUGCCCAGAAAAAAGAUCUUUUUGUUCAUCAAGACCAUGUAAAAAUGGAGGGAAAUGUGUGGAUAGCUGGGCUAUGUAUCAAUGUGAGUGUCCUCAAGGUUUUGGUAGUAAAGAUUGUUCAGAAACUAUUAGUACGCCUUGGCAUUUUUCUGGAGAUGGUACUUUAUCUUUUAAUCCAUUGCUUCGUCCCAUACAAUUACCUUGGUUAAAUGCAUUAUCGGUUAGAACUUUACAAGAAGACACUUUCCUAAUGUCUAUACAAGUUGGACAAAAUAGUUCAGCGGUGGUUUCUUUGAAUAAAGGACUUCUCCUAUACUCGUAUAAUGGCGAAGCUUUGUAUUUACCAACUAAGUAUGUAUCUGAUGGAGAGUGGCACCAUUUAGAAGUAACAUGGAUAGGUACAGAAAUCAAACUUUCAAUAGAUUAUGGAGAAAGUAUUAUUACUUUACCUUUUUCUGAAAAAAUUCAAGGAUUAUAUGUUGGAAAAAUUCUCAUUGGUGGACCUGAUAAUACUUAUACAAGUCUCAACGCUGGUUAUAACUAUUUAGAAGGCUGUAUUCAAGAUGUAAGAAUAGGUAAUCAUCAAACAUUGCUAAGUAGGCCUACAGUUAGAGAUAACGUCGAAGAUGGCUGCUAUUCUAUUACCGAAUGUAAUAGUGAAUGUCCUGCUUCUUCAAAAUGUAUUGUUCAAUGGGGGAGGUCUUUCUGUGAGUGUAACUCAGGGCAUAUAGGUCCUCUUUGUGUACCGGUUUGUUCAGAAGAUCCUUGUGAUAAUGGAGGUCUAUGCCUCGAAGACUUGAAGGAAUCAAAAAGUUACAAAUGUGAAUGUAAUUCCACCAAUUACUCCGGUGAAUAUUGUGAAAACGAGCAAACUCAACCUUGUCCAGCAAGCUGGUGGGGGUACCCAGUCUGCGGUCCUUGUCAGUGCGAUGUAGAAGCAGGAUAUAAUCCAGAUUGUGAUAAAAAUACUGGUAAAUGCCACUGUAGAGAGAAUCAUUACCAACCCAGUGGUACUACCCAGUGUUUUCCAUGUGAUUGUUAUCAUAUUGGAUCUCAUAAUACCCAAUGUGAUCAUGAAACAGGACAAUGCAGAUGCAGAGAAGGCGUUAUUGGACUUAAAUGCGACUCUUGUCCAAAUGCUUAUGCAGAAGUUACUACAAAAGGUUGUGAGGUGAUUUACGAUGGAUGUCCAAAAUCUUCUUCUAAAGGUAUUUGGUGGCCAAGAACCAUUUUCGGCUCCGAUGCAAUUGAAAUAUGUCCAAAGGGCUCCCAUGGAAAGGCUUCUAGAACUUGUGAUAAUGAACUGGGAGGUUGGCAAGAACCUGAUAUGUUUAAUUGUACUUCUGAUCGGUUUUUAGAACUAAGAGAACAAUUAUCAAACCUAGAAAAAGGAGAUCUACAAUUGAACACUUUUGUAUCAAUAAAACUAGCAUAUGAUUUAUAUAAAGCGACAAAUUUAACCAAAAAUUUGUAUGGCGCCGACGUGCUAAUAACAUUUGAAUUACUAGAGCAACUUUUUCUUUACGAGUCAAAAAUGAACGGAUUAAACUUAACACACAGUCAAGACAAAGAUUAUAUUAGAAACAUAGUACAUUCUCUUAGUGUGGUACUGGAAAAAAGAUACGAAUGUCAUUGGAAAAGGAUUAAAGAAUUAACAGGAGAAGGAGUUGAAAAUCUUAUCGAGUUUAUAGAGAAAUAUAUUAAUAUAUUGUCUGUGAGUCAACAUGAUACAUACACGAGUCCUUUUGAAAUGGUUUCAUCUAACGUUGUUAUUGGUUUAGACGUAGUAACACCGGAAUCUCUUUAUGGUUUCGAAUCUGAAUCUCUUCCACCGAUUCCCUCAGUGAAACCAAACUUUACAUCUGAAAGUGUUAUUUUACCAGACACAUCGCUCUUUCUCGAAGAAAGUAGGAACAUACACCCAGAACCAUAUAUUUCCUUCCCAAAGUACAAUAAUUAUUUAUUAGAUGGAUUAAAAUUUGAUCAGCAUACCAAAAUAAUGCUAUCCCUUAACUUAUUGGGGAUAAAACCAAUAGAAUUUGGAGAAAUCAUUACAAAGCAUAGUUUAGCGGAAGAUGGCUCUGUUGUAAGUUACGCCCAGUACCGCCAAAAUGGCGCUUUACAUCCUCAAACUUACGACGAUUCCGUUAUAAGACGAUGGGGUGUAGAUAUAACUAUUGGGUCCCCAUUAGUUUCUGUUAGUGUUUUGGUUCCUGAGUACAUUCACACUGAUCCACCUCCGGAACUCAAAGUGACAUUUCAAGAAGUGAAUCUGCCGAAUCUAAAAUUUGAUACAGAAGAUUAUUGGACAAAAAACGGCUAUAAAAGAAGCGAGGUAGAGGAAAAUGAUGCGGAAUAUUUAAGAAUUAAAAGAGACAAAAUUGCCGAGACAAAACUGAUUUAUAGAAGCUUGAUGGGGAUGCCCCUUACUAGUCCUAUAAGACUGCAAAUGUGGAUGGAUGCCAACAACACUAUACUAAAUGUUAGGUCAAACCCGCAGUGUGUUCACUGGACAAAAGUUAGAGGAUUUGGAGAAUGGUCUCGAGUUGGAUGUAGAACUGAAAUAGCUGAAGACUGGUAUGAAACACCUGAAGACCAGCCAAUCAUGGUUAACUGUAGUUGCAACCAAUUGGGUACAUUUGCCGUGUUAGUUGACAUGGUAGACUUAGAGUACAUUCCUGAACCAUCUCUCUUAGAGGAUGUAUCAAGCUACAGUUGUUUCUCGAUGUCUCUCCCUCUUUUGUUAGGAACAUAUCUUAUUCUGGCAUUAAUAAGAGGUUUACAGACGAACUCAAAUACGAUCAGAAAAAAUUUAGUUUUGUGCGUAUUUUUGGGAGAACUUUUAUAUUUUGUGGCAUUAAAAGCUAGAAGACCGAUGAUUGGAAAUGAGUUCGCCUGUAAACUGGUUGCUAUUGGUCUCCAUUAUUUAUGGCUUGCUUCGUUUUCAUGGAUGCUAGUAGACGCUGUUCACUUAUACAGGAUGCUAACAGAAAUGAGAGACAUAAAUCAUGGCCCUAUGAGGUUCUAUUACAGUAUGGGAUAUGUUGCUCCAGCAGUUGUAGUUAGUUUGGCAGUUGGAGUUAGAGCUCAUCAAUAUGGAAAUUAUUAUUUCUGCUGGGUAUCACUCUACGAAAGUGUAGUAUGGAGCUUGGUAGGACCUAUUUGUCUACUCGUAUUAAUUAAUACAUUUGUACUAGCCUUUUCUGUAAGAGCUGCUUUUACCCUUCAAGAUCAUGUGUUGGGUUUCGGAAAUCUAAGAACGCUUCUCUGGGUUUCUGUGAUAGCGCUUCCAUUAUUGGGUACAACUUGGGUAUUGGCACUUCUGGAUGCUUCAGAGAGACAUCCACUACUGACACCAUUUUUAUCUGUUGCUGUACUGAUACAUGCUGGAUUUUCAUUAGCUGGAUACUGUUUUGCCAAUAAUAGAGUCAGACAAAAUCUCAUAAGGUCUAUAAUGAGAUGCAUGGGUAAAAAGGUGCCACUACUAGAUACACAAUCUGUUAUAGGAGUUCCAAGUACCAGCAGUCAAAACAUUAAUGCUCAAUCGCGGUCUGCUUUAGCUUACCAUUCUGGUGAUCCAGGCAGACGAAACAUUGGCAUAUCUACAUCAAGUACUACAUCGCGCUCCACUACCAAGACAAGUUCUAGUCCCUACAGAAGCGAUAGCCACUUAAGACAUACGUCCACGUCAACGUCAAAUUACAACUCUACUAGUGACGUUCCAUCCUAUAUGAGAGGAUUCGAACACGAGACAGGUUUGCACAGACACCGAGAAGUGCCUGAAGAAGUAGAAGAGAGACGAGAAAGGAGAGAAAGAGAUAGCGAUUCAGAUUCUGAUGGUUCUGAAGGAAGAAGUCUGGAUUUGGCGUCUAGUCAUUCCAGUGAUGAUGAUGAAUCAAGUACUAGGAGGCACAGAACAAGAACUAAUGGAAGACAAGGAUAUCUUCCAAACAUCACCGAACACGUGGUGUCACGUUGUGGUACCCCACCGUCUUUGAAUGUUGUCACCAAUUCUCAGCUUUUCCCAGCUGUUCAACCCAGCUACGGUUCCAGAUGGGCUAGUCAACUACCAGAAUCCUAUCUUCCCAACCAUAACGUUCCUGAGGUAGGACGCUGGUCAGCAGAAACAGGUUCCGAUAACGAAUUCUACCAAAAAAAUGGAUCUCCAAACCCCCUUCCCCAUCCAGAUGUUACUCCAGAAACAAGUGUGCCAGCUCUGCAAUCUGAGCAAUACAUGGUGCGAACUCAUUACAAUAAUUACAACCCCAAGACUCUCGCCUAUAAAGGUGAUUAUUUGCCUAAGGUUAUGCCUCAUGAUAAUAUGAAUUAUCCUGAUUAUGGAGAUAGGGCAUCCGAUAAUGAGGAUAAGCAGCAUAUCAAUGAUAAAUAUCAUUUCCCUUAUACAGCUGAAGAAGACCAUAUAACACCUCACAGUAACUACAUUCAUCCACUUCACCCAGGUAGCCGAGUUAUGUCACCAAUCAUAAACGACGUAAAUAAUCCAGGCAUGGACUAUCACGGAUCUACCGUUGGUUCUCAUCUGGGAUCCAGAAUGGGUUCUGUCCUAGGAUCUGUGCAUGGGUCUAUAUGUGGAAGUAUGAGAGGGUCACCUUCCCCCCUAAUGCCGCCCGUUAUGAUGCAUGGAACUCAUCGUAAUGAAUCGCCCCAUCAGUGGUGUUGGGAAUAUAACAAAUAAUUCUAGUCAAACUAACCAAAGAUGAACUGAAGAUAAGAAUGAAGAAACGUCAGUUUAGAAAUAAGUAUCUCCAUCCUAUGUACAUCAUUUUGUCACAUUUUUGCUCUAAGUUCAAAUAAUAUGCUCAAGAAAAGUUGCAAUAAACAUUUUUUAAGUAAAUUUUAAAAUAACAAUUCAUUUGAGGAUAAAUUUAUUAUUACUAAAACUUUUUUGUGGUAUCUUAAAAAGUAACUAGCAUUAUGAUUAUUUAAAGAUUGUUUCUUGUAACUCUAUUAUUAUUUACUCAUUUAAUUUUCUAUUCAUUAUCAUCGCAAUGCAUAUAUACGCUUCAGAAUAAGUAGACUUAAAAUACACCACUAUAAUACUCAGCUUUAUAUAUAGCAAACAAUAUCACGAAUGAAAAAUAUAAUAUAAAGGUAUAUUCAGUUUUAUGAAUAGAUAUUUGGUCUAGAGAAACAAGUGAAAUAUUUUUUGUUUUUUAAAAUAAAUUACAGGAACCAUGUAAAAAUUAAACAAAAUCAAGACUGUGAAAAUUGUAAACAAUCUAUGCAUUCCGAAUUUAAAAUAAGAAAUAUUUAGCAAUUUGACAAAUAGAUAGUGUACAACACAGAUAUAGAGAAAUAACACAGUUAUUUUUUGAAACCUAAUACACUAACUUAUUUUAAGAUCACGAAUAGCUCAUAUAUACCGAAAUAUAUAUAAUGAUCCCGAUUUUUGAAGAAUGUGCAACUGUAAAAAUUUUAAAUAAAUAUGGAUAAUCAGCGAUAACUGAUAACAAAUUAUAAAAAUACUUUUACAUUUUUAAAUUUGAAUCCUGAAAAAGAUUUUUUACUAAAUUUUUAGUUGCACAUUUUUCAUUAAUAAAAUAUAAAUAAUAUAGAAAAAUAGGAAACUAUUUAUCAGUGCCAUUUUGGUCAUGGGGAAUUCUUCUACGAAAAGCAAAUAUAUGAGUGCUGAAAAAUAUCGAAAAUGUAUGACAAAAUAAAUAGCAAAUUUUUGUUUCUUAAAAAUAAUUAUUAGGUAAUUAAAAUUGAGCGCAUGUGGCUUAACAAAGCCAUCUUCGAAGCCGUCGUCUAUGAUACCUUCCAUAUGGAGAUUAAACAUAGAGUUGUUAACAACAAAUACAAUUGAAAAACAUUUAGGGACGGUUAAGGCACCGAACCCCAAUAAAUCACGUUAAAAGUGAUUAUAUUAAUAGUGAAUGGUACUAAAUUGAAAAAUAAUACAUUUUUCCCUAAACAACAGAUGACAAAUUUGGCAGUGACAGCAGACAUCUAUGUAUACUGUCAACAGCUACAUAUCGUCCCUAUCCAAGCAAAGUAUCGUAUGCGCCAUUUAAGAAAUUUUAUAGGAAACACAAAAAUCUGUUUUUUUCCGCUUUUUUGGAGAUAUUUUAUAUUAUUAUCGAAUGAUGUAUUACUAGAAAUAAUAAGCCAUGAUUUUAGGGGUAAUUGCUAAAAACUUUACUCAUUGGGCUAAAUCAACCAUACUCAACCUUUUUUUCCUUCGGGCCACAUUCGUAUAUGUGCUAUGUUACACGGGCCGCAAUAUUUUUGGAUGAUGACCUUUUUUUUGGACAUCUAUCUAAAAUAGUUAGUGGGGACCUCUAAUAAAUAAAACACAAAACAUAAAUAUAUCCCGUUGUGUUACUGCAAAAACAAGAUAACUCACAUUUUUAGAGUUUCGAUAAAACACUAUUCAAACGUUUAAAACUGAAUAAAAAAAUCAGUAAAAGCUUCAAACCAUUUAUUAACUUCAAUGAAGAAGUUAUUGAAAACAUUGUUCACAAUGUUUAAACUAAUAAUCUAUCAAUAAUUGGUAAAAAAGGAGAGAAAAAACGUCACUUAGCUUAUUUUAGCUCUACAUACAAAUCAUAAUUCAAUGUAUGUUUCACUAUCUUCAGUUGAAGUUUCAGUAACAUUAUUGGAUACAGGUAGAUUGUGAUAAUAAUGGUGAAAUUCAUCAGGCGUAUCUGAUUUUGCAAAAUUUUAGUAAAUCUUUCUUCUUGCACUUUUUGUAAGUAUUUUCAAAACUUUGUUUCAUCCUUUCAUGCAUCCCUCUGAAUAAAUACUGUGCGAGUUUGGCAUAUAAAGCCGAACUCCCCACCCUCGCCCAUUGAUAAAUUAAAUAUAUUUUUCUGGUGCAAUGUAUUUAGGAUAGCUGAAUCUUUCGAUACGUUGUCUAUUAGAAAGUAUGGUUAAAAUUCAAAUUCGCCUGUUACCACUAAUACUUUUAUUUACGAAUUCGCUCGUUGCGGCUUGACGAAUCACUCGUUACAUCUUGACCAAUCACUUAUUUACCACGGAGAUUCGAACACCACGUGUUAUUACUUAGUGGUUGUUUAAGGUUAGCUGUAUCGCGGAAAGAAAGGGUGACGUAAUCAUCUCGUGGAUUUCGGAACAAUCGAGAAAGGCCAGAGACGGCUCUAGUCAUAACAAAACAAAUGGCGUGUGCACAAUGUUGUAAUAUUUCAACAAACACAUUCAACAAAAAUAAGUAGCGGCAAACCACUCCCAAAAUACUGGUACGUUUUCACUGGAAAUCACCGAAUCACUACACAUUUUCUCGAAAAUUCCAAAAUCAUCAUCUAAAAUCAUGCUCGAAAUUAAUUCGUCGCUCACAACCCGAAAUGGCGAGAAAAAAGAUCAUCGUAUAAAAUUAAGGUGGAUUUUCAGUAAAAUCACCUAAAUUACAUAAUUUAUUUUAAAGUUAUAUCCGAAAUACAGGUACGUUUUGACUUUAUUGGUUUCCCCUCGGUUCUGGCCUUUAUCUUGUUUUGGUAGGAACACUAUUAAGAAUCAGACUAAAUAUAUUUAGCAAAAAUAAGUUAUAUGCCUAUUAUCUGGUUUUGGUAGACACAUUUAUCAAUUGAACACAAUGUUAUGAUUAUUUUUUGGUAUAAAUGCCACUCCAUCCUGUUUGUCCAUAUUGUUAAAGUGUUAAUAAUGAGUUAGUUUUUAUUGGCUUUCUGUUUAUCAUGAAUAUAGACUUCUUUCACACUUGUAGAAAGUGUACCUACCUACUUAACUCAAAAAUUCCAAAAGUGGAGCUAUUUUGUUUUUGCAGUAACCUUACAAAAUUCCAAACGUUUAUUUAAAAAUUAGCAUGCAAUUUAGCGCUGCCACUAAUAAUAGUGUUGUGGGCCACAAAAAAAGCUUGAAAGGCCGCAUGCUGCCCGCGGGCCGCAGGUUGAGUAUGGCUGGGCUAAAUAAAGGUCGCUUAAGAUAUUUCAUAAAGACAUUUUAAGUAUUCCUUUUUUUUAAUUUUUAAUGUUACUUUGAUUAUAUUAUUUAACUACCGACGCUCGUUAAAGACUGACGCUAUAACGUCGAAAAAAUCGUAAGCGAUAGGCAUAUACGUUAAUUUAUACGAAUAAAACAGGCAGUUGCGAUAUUUAAUAACCUUAAAUUGCCGCUAAAAUUAACAACCUAAACAAAAAAUAUAUCAUAAGCGACGGGUGGAUACAAUAUUUAUAUUGAACAUUGUUGGCCCCAAGGUGGUACAAUCCAUGCUUUGUUUAAAAGGUUUUAGAAAUUUAGCUAUAGAAUAAACCAUAAGAGAGAUAAGGUUACGAUAUUUUAAGAAGACUAUGGUAGAUACAAAGUGCAUGACAAAUGUUGAUAAUAUUAUAGCUUGCGAUAUUUUAUGAUUUGUGGGCGUAUACGAUGGAAAAAUUUUAAAUAGAAAUUUGAUGUUUUAUGAGUUUUGUAGCAUACGAUAUUUUUUUAAUCGAUAUAUCUUACUUAGACGAUUUGGGCAACACCAAAAUCCCAGUUUCGCAAAAAAUGUCUUACGAUACUUUGCCUGGACAGGCACGAUAUAUAUGUCUGCUGUCAACUGUCAAAUUUAGAUAUGCUUGUCACCUGAUGUACCGGAAAACAUGUAUUAUUUUUACAAUUUAGUAUAAUUCACUAUUAAUGUUAUAAUUUUAACAUGAUUUAUUGGGGUUCGAUGUAUUUACCGCCCCUAAAUGUUUUUCAGUUGUAUUUGUUGUUAACAACUCUAUGUUUAUUCUAAUUGACUCCAUAUGGAAGGUAUCAUAGACGACGGCUUUGAAGAUGGCUUUGCUAAGCCGAAAGCGGUCAGCCUAAUAUUCAAUAAAAAUUUUAAAUUUUUCACAAACUUAAGUACUUAUUUCACUUACAUUUCACUAGUAGCGUGUAUACCUCUGUCUCCUUAUUUUUUAAAAUAAUAAUUAACCAAAUAUUAUAAAAUGUCAAGCAAUUUCUAAAUGUCAAAAGAGUAGACUCUCAUUUUCCUUAUUUUUUUUUUUUUUUUUUUUUAAUAAUUAACCAAAGUAAUACAAAAUGUCAAGCAAUUUCUAAAUGUCAAAAGUGUGUUAUUUACAACGGCAACUUAGUGACAGUAUUUAAAAAUUGUAUAGCAGCAAUUUUAAAGAAAUAUUAUAUAUUGUUUUAAUUAUGCUUUAAAAUUAAGUGAUUGUGAAUAAAACAGUAUAUAAACCUUAGCGAAAAUUAUCAUCCCGAUCUCGUUCUAUAGCUCAUCUUUGAACUAUAUUAGUCCUUGAUAGUAAUGCAUUUCCCGUCUCGGUAUGUAAUUUACUCUUCUUUGAAUCGGGUAUAAUUUAAAAAAUAGAAUGAAACCUAUGUUUAUAUGUAAAGAUUAUCAAUUUAUCAAAAAAGAAGAAUUCCCCAUUGUCAAUAUUUUGCUCAAUAUUUAUUAUUUCUAUCUGCCAAGCCAAAUAAGCUAAAAAAUCUUAUAAGAUUGGGUUAGUACCAGAGUAAAAAAUAUGAUUUUUUUUAACAUUUUUAACCUUCUCUGUUCUACAUGUUUUUUAUUUAUUUAGGUAUUGUUUUUAUGGGAGUAUGUACAUUCUUCGAAAAAUAAAUAUUCUUAUGUAAUGUUAAGGGGAAAGAAAAGAAAGUGUUUAUCACAUAUUUACAGCAAAUAUUUUUGAUUUCUUUUUUAAAAUUUUAUUACCAACUAAUUUAAAACUCGAUAGUAUUUUAUUUUUAAAUAAACCACCUGAGCCUUUAAUGUUGAACACUUAUCUAGAGAAAAUAGUUUAAAGUUUCAUGAAUAAAAAUGAAUAAUACUAGUACCUUUAAAAAAUAUUUUUGCCUUAUUGUGCAAAAAAAUUAUCUGAGGUAUUGUACAAUAUGACGUUUGUACCAAAUGUCGGCUUUCUUUCAAAUAAAAAAUAAAUAAAACUAAUUAUGAUUUACCUACGUGUCUAUAUAGUUAAAAUAAGUAUAUAGGUACCUAUACUAAUAUUUAUGAAAUGAUAAAAAUAUCCUCCCGAAAUAAAUGCUUUCAAAAAAGAAAUAUCUUUUAUUUAAUUUCAUUGCAUAUUUAAAUUCACAAAUAGAUAUUACGAAAGAAAGAUUACACUUGAUACAAUUCGCCCUUACUGUAAAUUUAAAAGAGUGAAUUUUGUAUAGUGCUUUAAUUUUUUUAGUAGAAUAUGUAGCAAAACAGAGGAAAAAAGACUUUGAAAUAUUUACGUGCCCUUUAUUUAUUUUUGCCUAAUAUGGAAACAUAUUUUUUGUAAAAUUUGUAAAAACAUGUGCCUAAAAAGCUUUUUAAGAUAUUAAAAUUACCUUAAUAUUUUGUAUAAAAUCAAAAUUUGUGUCAGGAAAAGAGAUAGACUUAGAAGAUAUUUUAUAAGAUCUCAAUAUUUAAUGUAGUUUUACAAGUUUUUUGUUUUUUUCUGUGACUUGAAACGUACUGUAUUUAAUAGUUUUACCUAUAUAUUUAGUUAGUGCAAUUUUUAUACAUUCCAAUUUUUCCAGGUUGUACUUAAAGUAUAUUGUGAUUUUUUUUUAAUAAAGACCUACGUUAUUUAAAUUAAUUAAAAUUUUUAUUUAACCUAUAAAUAAGAUAUUGCAUGGUUUUUCAAUGGAAUUCAAACCAUGAAGACCAGAAAUGUUACCCCCUCCUGUAAACCCCGUUAUUUAAAACAAGGUGAAAGACGCUCAAACCCAGAGAGAGACAGUGAUUAAAAUCUCAUAGCCAUGUGUCAAAUAUACAACUGACCGUUCCUAUCCUGAAAACAACUACUCCUU